GCGCGGCGCGGGCGGCGGCGCCGGCCCCGCAGGCAUGCGGCGGUAUGGCGGGCGAGGCUGCGGGCACUUCGCGCGGCCUCCGAGUAUACAAGAUUGUGGUGCUCGGCGACGGCGGUGUCGGCAAGUCCGCCGUCACACUCCAGUUCGUCAGUCACAGUUUUCUGGACUACCAUGACCCCACUAUAGAGGAUUCGUAUCAGCAGCAGGCGGUGAUAGAUGGAGAGCCUGCUCUGUUGGAUAUUUUAGAUACAGCUGGACAGGUGGAGUUCACAGCCAUGCGCGAGCAGUACAUGCGUUGCGGGGAGGGCUUCGUGCUAUGCUACUCAGUGACCGACCGGCGGUCGUUCCGCGCGGCUGCCGAGUACCGCCGGCUGCUAGCGCAGGCGCGGCCCGCAGAACGACUGCCGAUCGUACUUGUUGGAAACAAGCUGGAUUUGGCACCACGUUUUAGACAAGUCAGUACAGAGGAGGGGAAAGCAUUGGCUACCCAGUUCGGCUGCCCGUUUUUCGAGACGUCCGCGGCGCUGAGGCAUUUCGUUGACGAUGCUUUUCAUGCCCUCGUCAGGGAAAUCAGGAGGCUUGAACGACAACGACAGUCCUCAAUAAUGGGCACGGGGAUCUCGACAAGUGGCGGGCGGAGGCGCUGGCGGCGCUUACGAAGCAUAUUCGCCCUCGUCUUCCGCCGCAGAAGACGGAACUUACCUUCGCCUUGACUCCGCGGUGUUGGGUAAGUACGCAAGCGAAUGGCGGUUGACAAGAUAGCUUCAAUAUAGGGUCGGUUGUGGUGGAAGAUUAUGAUAAGAUCCUUAAAGCAACGGCAUGGCUCCCACAUUUGCACGUCUUUUAAAAUUUGAGAUAUGUUUAUGAAUGGGAAACUUUUAUAAUAUACAACUGACCUUAUAACCGUUAACGCUUAUUAGCAAGUCUUCCGGCGUGCCCCAAAAGCAAUAAUAAUCAUAGAAAUAUACAAUGGAUGUUUUAUUAGAUAUAAAAUCUAGAUUUAGUACGUAUUUAUAGUUCUAGGGUAUUAUUGAAUUGACUUGGUGUAUCUUUGCAGACAUUAUUAGCGAAAUUAAGGGUGUCACCACAGUUUUUAAAGUAGAAUCGGCUCGAGCCGGUCACAAAAAUCUUUGUCCAAGCAAUAAGAGCGAAAACGACAUUUCGUCGACACGAAACGCACAGCGUCUUUUUUGGUCUUUCGUAACGUAACACCUUUUUCUGGUCAGCUUAAUGCGAUUCGGUGAUGAUAAAUGUGGUAUGUCCCUUAUUGUAAAGACGCAAAAAACACGUUGGUAGUUGCAUUACUUAGGCCCGUAUUAAUAAACAGCACUUAAGACGAACUUUUAUCGUGGUUACGUAGGCUUUGAAGUGUGUGAGAUGUGGAGAAAGUAAUUAUACGAUAUUUAAACAUUUGCCUUUGAGAAAUAAAAUAUCCUCUCAGUCCGUUUACAUAUUUAUCAACUGAGGAGAUAAAAUUUCAUGAAUGUAUAGUCUGUCUUUUUUGAAAAUAGAUUAAAAUGACAUUUAAUUGCGCAAAAGUGUUGCCCGCUUACAAGCAACUAGUGUUUGCAGUUGAUAAACUUGGUACUUGGUGUAACGGGCUAGUGUCCGCAACUCGACGUCAAGGCGCCUAUUUUGCGUGUGGAGUUGAUAAAUAUUCUAUCGACUGAAUGUUGGUUACGCGUGCAAUAAGUAGCCGAAUUUGUUUCAUGUCAAUAAUCAAGGUACAAGCACAGGUUCAUAUAAAUUGUCAAUUUUUAUAGUUUUAUACAUACAUACGCUGCAUUUAGAAUUACAUAUGUCUAUUAAAAAUACAAAGAGAAGACAUAUUUUAAAGUUUUUAAUUUUAUCAGCAAAUUUUUGUUAAAAUGUAUAUGAAUAAAAAUCAUAAAAUGUAAUACUGGCAUACUAGGCCAGCUGUCAAAAUAAUAAUAAAGAAAGCAAUAACGCAAUUAGUAAUCAUUAGAACGUCGUAACAUUCACAAUUCAAACAUUUUUGUCAAAAUUUUACCUUCUUUCACAAUUUAUCGAAAAAACUGUCGACAAGAACUACAUGUCUAUUUAAAUUUUUAUGAAAACUGGCAACCCUGCAAAUGUCAUUUUACUCCGCUUUCAAAAAAACAGACUAUAGUGAAAACGUACAUAUUACGGAACUUUGUGAUCUUUUUAUCGAGUGAAGAUUAGUUAAUCGUGUUUCAGGCUUCAUGGUUCACUACCGGUACCUUCUGUUUACAUAAUCAAUUAAAAAUGAAGUUGAAUUCGUAUUUUUUAAUGUCGAAAAACCGAUUUUCCUUGUGGUCGAAAUACGUUAAAUGAAGUUUUCUUUGAACGUUACACAUAGGAAAUGAAACUAUUUCUUCCGAUUUUAAUCGUGUAUAUUUGUUUUUCAAACAAUAAAAGUUUAGGGCCCUUUAUGGGUCCCAUUGCUUGGGUGGUUGGUUGAAUGACAAUUAUUCUCUUCGUUUCCGAAAAAAUAGUUUUAUUUUCUAAAUUAGUUCUGGUCCAGGGAGUUGUGGGUAAUGCUCUAAUUAGUGUGGUUGUCUGGCACUUUAUUAUUAUUACAUUAAGAUUUAAUAUCGUUCCUACAUUUAUUAACACAGGCCUUAGAAUUUGACUAUUAUAGUUCCAUAUAAUUUAUACCAGCAAUAAUAAAUAUUAAUAAUAAUAAAAUGAUAAAUAUGCACGCAAAAGUUCGUUCUUAUCGGUUAUGAAUUACUUUUUUAACUAUGUACAAUCGUUUGGUGCAAGAAUAAAACCCCUUUAAAAUCCUACUAUAAGAUACUUUCGCACGCUAAUCAACACAUUUCAAGUCAAUUCACAGGUACUCGCCACAUUGAAAUAAAAAAUCAACUACGUGCAUAGUGGAAUCUCAAAUCUCUUUUGAAGAAAAUGAAAGAGAAUUGAUAAAUGAGAUUCUGGUUUGUAUUCAUAUUUCCUAUAGAGGGACUUUGUAGCAAUUCCAGAGGACGUCACAGCAAUAAUUCUUUUCCAUAGCCAAAGUAUUUUUUUAAUGUGGUUUAUUUUUUAUUGAUUCGAUGUUUUAUUGCUAUAUUUGUAAAAGAGAGACAGCUUAUUUGAAAAAUGAUAGUGUGCAAUAGUUUUUUUUAAAUUGUCUAUUUCUAAUCACUGUAAAAGUUUUCAAGGAAAUAUUGAAAUUGGAAGAAUUUGAAAAAAUCCGAGAACUGAGGAAAUAAUUCAAUUCUUUAUUGUUAUUUUUAACGCCUGUUGUUUUAAUCAUUAUCAUAUUUAAAUUGUUCUUUUAUGCGUAUUUAACGUGACAAUUUUUAUUAGACGAGUAUUCCAGUAUACUCGAAUACUCAAAUAAUAAAAAAAUGC
Hyposmocoma kahamanoa is the source of this 3336-nucleotide messenger RNA. RefSeq names its product GTP-binding protein Rit2 (gene Ric). Gene Ontology annotation, molecular function: GTPase activity; calmodulin binding; GDP binding. NCBI's taxonomy places the organism in Eukaryota, Metazoa, Arthropoda, Insecta, Lepidoptera, Cosmopterigidae. The record is from RefSeq and is a predicted model, not a curated record. The coding region runs from base 45 to 713 and encodes 222 amino acids. Gene Ontology annotation, cellular component: plasma membrane. Gene Ontology annotation, biological process: Ras protein signal transduction. The transcript has 6 exons.